UAGCAUCUUCACAGUUCACAAUAUUUCAUCAUCCUUCGCGUUUAAGCAAAUAAUAUAUGAAAUUUUCAAAAGAUAACACAAAAGACAAUACACAAUUCACACCCAUCCUCCUCCACCCUCUUGAGCUUCCCACUCCACCAUCCUCUUCCUUCCAGCAUCCCUUCCUCCCUCCACUCUCUUCUCUCUCUAUAAAUUGGUAUCCUACUGUUUUCACUGUCGUAUAGGGCUAACACUGAGCUUCCUUUUCAUGUGAGCUUAUAUGAUAAACAUUCUUUCCAAUGAUUCUAAGCCUUUCCCACCUUCUCACUCUCUCUUCUUCUUGAAACUUUCCCCUCUCAAACACAACUUUCCUCUCCAUUCCUCAUCCCUCUCUCUCCAAAAUCUUCUCAUAAAUUCCAAGCAAUUACCAGCCCCUCUCCCUCCCCCCCUCCCUCUCUCUCUGCACACACCCAAUUAUUUACCUCUCUCAAGUUUAUAUUCUUUCCCCCAAAAUCUCUCUCCUCUCCCUCUGUGAGUGUCUCUGUAAGUUGCAGCUAUUUACUUUCAAAAAGCUCUUUCCUUUCUCUUCAAAACCUCUAUCUCUCUAGUUUUUUUUUUUUUUCUGUUCCAAGAUCACACCUUUCUCUUGAAAGCUCCAGUCUUUUCCAAAUCUGUAGAAAUCCCACUUCACAAAUCCCUCUCCAAACCUAAAACCAUUCGGAAAAGAUGUCUCUCUGUUGUGGAGUAGAAUGUGUAGUUAUAUUAGGCUUUGCGCGCUGGGUUUGGAAACGUUGCACAUACAUUAGUGGUAAUGACAGUGCAAACUGGACAUUAGCAUCACCAGAAGAGUUUGAACCAAUCCCUCGUAUGUGCCGUUUAGUCCUUGCUGUCUACGAACCAGACCUUCACAACCCUCAAUUCAUUCCUCAACAUGGUUUCCGAAUAAACCCUGAUUGGGUUAUCAAACGUGUAACUUAUGAACAAACACAAGGGCGGGCCCCUCCUUACGUAAUUUACACAGACCAUGAAAAUAAAGAGAUUGUUUUGGCGGUUAGGGGAUUGAAUUUAUACAAAGAAAGUGAUUAUAAAACGUUGUUAGAUAAUAGAUUAGGAAUGCAGAUGUUUGAUGGAGGUUUUGUGCAUCAUGGGUUGAUGAAGUCUGCUGUUUGGUUAUUGAAUGAAGAAGGGGAGACAUUGAAGAGGUUGUGGGAGGAGAGUGGGAAAGAGUAUGAUAUGGUUUUCGCUGGGCAUUCUUUAGGGUCAGGUGUAGUGGCUUUGUUAACUGUUAUAGCGGUUAAUCAUAGAGAUAAGUUAGGUGGGAUUUCUAGAGAGAAGAUUAGGUGUUAUGCUAUGGCUCCGGCAAGGUGCAUGUCUCUUAAUUUGGCUGUUAAGUAUGCUGAUGUUAUUCACUCUGUUAUCUUGCAGGAUGAUUUCUUACCAAGAACAGCUACUCCAUUGGAAGACAUCUUUAAGUCAAUCUUCUGCUUGCCCUGCUUGUUGCUUUUGGUUUGUUUGAGAGAUACCUUCAUUCCAGAAGGUAGAAAGCUUAGAGAUUCAAGAAGAUUUUAUGCCCCUGGACGAAUGUAUCAUAUUGUAGAGAGAAGAUUUUGCAGAUGUGGGAGGUUUCCUCCAGAGGUCAGAACUGCCAUUCCUGUAGAUGGAAGGUUUGAACACAUUGUCUUAUCAUGUAAUGCCACAUCUGAUCAUGGAAUUAUUUGGAUAGAAAGGGAAUCAGAGAAAGCCUUGCAGAAAAUGAAGGAAAUUGAUUCUGGAACCAUUACAACUCCUCCAAAAGUACAGAAAUUGGAAAGGAUGCAGACAGUUGAGCAAGAACACAGGGAUGCAUUGGAAAGAGCUGUCAGUUUAAAUAUUCCUCAUGCUGUGACCACCCCAGAUGUAGAACCCUUGAAGGAUAACAGGACAGAGCCUUCCCUGUCCGAAGGUGUCCAAGCCUCACAAUUCAAAUCGACCUCCACUGGCAGAAAGACUAACUGGGAUGAAGUGGUUAAAAAUCUUUUCAAGAAGGGCGAGUCAGGACACCUUGUUUUAAACAAAGAAGUAUCUGCUCCAACUCACAACAUUUCUGUUGGCCAACCUUCAUGAGUACAAUUUAUUCUUUCAUUCGACCUUUUAGUAAGCUGAAAGUGUGUGUAUAUCUUGUGUACAACUCCUGCUAAGAUGCCAUACAACCCCUGGUUUGCAGCAAUGGGAGAAGAUGGGGAACCUGCGUAGAAAUGCACCCCCACCCUUCAUCUUUAUAAUCACUUUUGUUCUUUGGGUGCUUCUCUCGCUCGGAAGGGGUUUUUCAUUGGAUUUGUUCAUGCUAUUUGUCAUUCUCAGAUGCAAAAUCUUGUCUAGAGUGCAAAAAAAGCCAAGGAUGAAAAAGAAAACCCUUGUGAAAACAUUGCAUCAGCUCAGCUUCUGAAAUUGUAUACUCAUCCUUCGUGAUGCUUUCUCAUGUAAGGGCUUGUUAGCCGCGUUAAAGAAUUCCAAGUUCAAUUUUUUGGAGCAAAA
This is a messenger RNA of Populus nigra (black poplar), 2493 nucleotides long. RefSeq lists its product as uncharacterized. Bases 706 to 2082 code for a protein of 458 amino acids. The record is from RefSeq and is a predicted model, not a curated record. Lineage: Eukaryota; Viridiplantae; Streptophyta; Magnoliopsida; Malpighiales; Salicaceae. The transcript is spliced from 5 exons. Gene Ontology annotation, biological process: lipid catabolic process.